This is a messenger RNA of Fusarium subglutinans, 2205 nucleotides long. Its product is annotated as beta-tubulin. Gene Ontology annotation, biological process: microtubule cytoskeleton organization; mitotic cell cycle; translation. The transcript is spliced from 8 exons. Lineage: Eukaryota; Fungi; Ascomycota; Sordariomycetes; Hypocreales; Nectriaceae. Bases 1 to 2205 code for a protein of 734 amino acids. The record is from RefSeq and is a predicted model, not a curated record. Gene Ontology annotation, molecular function: structural constituent of cytoskeleton; GTPase activity; GTP binding. Gene Ontology annotation, cellular component: ribosome; microtubule; cytoplasm.
AUGCGUGAGAUUGUUCACCUCCAGACCGGUCAGUGCGGUAACCAAAUUGGUGCUGCUUUCUGGCAAACCAUCUCUGGCGAGCACGGCCUCGACAGCAAUGGUGUCUACAACGGUACCUCCGAGCUCCAGCUCGAGCGUAUGAGUGUCUACUUCAACGAGGCCUCUGGCAACAAGUAUGUUCCCCGAGCCGUCCUCGUCGAUCUUGAGCCUGGUACCAUGGACGCCGUCCGAGCUGGUCCCUUCGGUCAGCUCUUCCGUCCCGACAACUUCGUUUUCGGUCAGUCCGGUGCUGGAAACAACUGGGCCAAGGGUCACUACACUGAGGGUGCCGAACUAGUCGACCAGGUCCUCGACGUCGUCCGCCGCGAGGCCGAGGGCUGCGAUUGCCUUCAGGGUUUCCAGAUCACCCACUCUCUCGGUGGUGGUACCGGUGCCGGUAUGGGUACCUUGCUCAUUUCCAAGAUCCGCGAGGAAUUCCCCGACCGAAUGAUGGCCACCUUCUCCGUCGUUCCCUCCCCCAAGGUCUCUGACACCGUCGUUGAGCCCUACAAUGCCACCCUCUCCGUCCACCAGCUGGUCGAGAACUCUGACGAGACCUUCUGUAUCGAUAACGAGGCCCUCUACGAUAUCUGCAUGCGCACCUUGAAGCUAUCCAACCCCUCCUACGGUGACCUCAACUACCUCGUUUCUGCUGUCAUGUCCGGUGUCACGACCUGUCUGCGUUUCCCCGGUCAGCUGAACUCCGAUCUCCGAAAGCUCGCCGUCAACAUGGUGCCUUUCCCUCGUCUACACUUCUUCAUGGUUGGCUUUGCCCCUCUGACCAGCCGUGGUGCUCACUCUUUCCGCGCUGUCAGCGUUCCUGAGUUGACCCAACAGAUGUUCGACCCCAAGAACAUGAUGGCUGCUUCAGACUUCCGCAACGGUCGCUACCUGACCUGCUCGGCCAUUUUCCGUGGCCGUGUCGCUAUGAAGGAGGUCGAGGACCAGAUGCGCAAUGUCCAGAGCAAGAACUCUUCUUACUUUGUUGAAUGGAUUCCCAACAACAUCCAGACAGCGCUUUGUGCCAUCCCUCCCCGAGGACUUACGAUGUCCUCGACCUUCAUCGGAAACUCUACCUCUAUCCAGGAGCUCUUCAAGCGUGUUGGUGAGCAGUUCACUGCCAUGUUCCGACGCAAGGCUUUCUUGCAUUGGUAUACUGGUGAGGGUAUGGACGAGAUGGAGUUCACUGAGGCUGAGUCCAACAUGAAUGAUCUUGUCUCCGAAUACCAGCAGUACCAGGAUGCUGGUAUUGAUGAGGAGGAAGAGGAGUACGAGGAGGAGCUCCCUGAGGGUGAAGAUCGAGCUUCAUCAGCUUGUCAACCUCGUUCGACAAGCCAAUACUGCUGCACGCCCACGGCAGCCAUCUCGACACCAAUGGCCGCCAUGUUUACUCCCAGCCGGGGGAGGGCAAUCGGACGAGCCAUUGCGGCCUCAUCGUCUGGCUCUGUUACCCUCCCUAGCUUCCUGGUGCCAGCAUGGCAAGCGACAGCACCCAAGGUGGCAUCUUCCCGAGCCGCCAUUGCCCUCUUCUCCACGACUUCGAAGCGACCAUCCAAGCUGGGAAGAACCCCUCUAUCGAUUCCUCCUGGAGUAGAGCUGUCUGUUAGCGAACCGGUGGCGAGCAAGGACUUGACAUCAUACAAGAAGGUGUACAAGAAAACCAUCACCGUAAAGGGACCGUUGGGAGAGCUUGAGCUCCAAGUUCCUGAAUAUGUGCAGGUGACGCAAGAUCCUGAGGCCAAGGUGGUAUCGUUGAAUGUCCAGGACACUGACGCCAGGGACCAAAAAGCCAUGUGGGGAACAACAUGGUCUUACCUAAGGAACUAUAUAAUGGGUGUCUCGGAAGGUCACACGGCCAUUCUCCGUCUCGUCGGUGUCGGUUACAGAGCGAGUGUCGAAGAGCGAGGUGGUAAAGAAGAAUUCCCUGGGCAGCGCUUCCUGUGCCUCAAGCUCGGGUUCACUCAUCCUGUCGAGGAGGGCAUCCCUCGCGGCGUGACCGUAACAACUCCUGCGCCUACGCGUAUUCUCAUUGAGGGAAUUGACCGCGAGACCAUCAUGUCGUUUGCUGGACGAGUUCGCAUGUGGCGUCCUCCGGAGCCUUACAAGGGUAAGGGCGUGUUUAUUAACGACCAGACGAUCAAGCUGAAGCAGAAGAAGAUCAAAUAG